Messenger RNA from Scedosporium apiospermum, 504 nucleotides. RefSeq lists its product as uncharacterized. NCBI's taxonomy places the organism in Eukaryota, Fungi, Ascomycota, Sordariomycetes, Microascales, Microascaceae. The record is from RefSeq and is a predicted model, not a curated record. The transcript has 2 exons. Bases 1 to 504 code for a protein of 167 amino acids.
AUGGCUAUUAUGGAUAUUGAAACAUUGGAUGCGCUGGCAGACGCCUUGCCAAGGCUGCUUAAGAAGGACGGAAUGUAUAUUUUCCCUGCUGGGCACCAUUGUUUGACACUACCAACGCGGCUAUCAGUACUAGCGAAGUUUCAGAUCCUCAAACUGGAUUAUCUCGAAUCACUCGAACUCGAGUCAUUGAAAAGUAUCUCCACGUCCCGCCGUGGCGAGGUGUCGCUAUGGCUGACCAGCCAAAAUGGCAUGUACGUUGAUCCUGGAAAAGAGAGGGAGCAACAUGCUGCUCAACUUGCUGAUCGUCGGCUGACUUGGGAGAAGCUUUACUUCCACCGUCCAUUGCAUGAGCUCUUUGGCGUCUUCUUCAAGGCAGGACUGGUUAUGGAUGCACUCGAAGAGCCAACGUUCUCGGCUGAGCAGGCGGCGACUGGGGAUAGGCAACGCACCGAUCGAACCCAGAUACCUGUCCUCCUGGCUUUCCGACUACGACUGGCAAAGUAA